Gasterosteus aculeatus aculeatus (three-spined stickleback) is the source of this 2918-nucleotide messenger RNA. Lineage: Eukaryota; Metazoa; Chordata; Actinopteri; Perciformes; Gasterosteidae. The record is from RefSeq and is a predicted model, not a curated record.
CUCUCCCUCUCUCUCCCCCUCUCUCUCCCUCUCUCUCUCCCUCUCUCUCCCUCUCUCUCUCCCUCUCUCCACCUGUUAGGAGACGGACCCUCUGUGCUCACAUCCACCUGUUUGUGGAGGAAUCUGCUAGACUGAAAAAGUUGCAUUUCUUUUUAGAUAAAGCAGUUAUGAUGGCGCUGCGGGGGGGAAAGAAGCUGAGCAUCUCCAUCCAGGAGCACAUGGCCAUCGACGUGUGCCCCGGCCCCAUCCGCCCCAUCCGCCAGAUCUCCGCCUACUUCCCCCGCCUGUCCCCCACCUCCCCCGGCCCCACCUCCUCGCCGCUGGCCCUCAGCCCCGGGGUGGGGGGGGCUCACCUGCUGUCCCCCUUGCUGGUCCCCGGCCGGCCCAGCAUGGGGGGGUCCCUGUCCCUGAACAGCAGCAUGGACACGUCAGUGGAAAUCACCAGCGACGACAGCGACGACUGCAAGUGUGUAAUCGUGUGUCUCUCCGGCCCCCCAGCGGCUCUGGGAACGCUGGAGUUUGAUCUGCGGUACGAGCGGAGCUCCAGUGAGCUGCACUGCACUGUCCUCCGGGCGAAGGGCCUGAAGUCGAUGGACUUCAACGGCUUGUCCGACCCUUACGUGAAGCUUCACCUGCUGCCUGGAGCCUGUAAGGCCAAUAAGCUGAAGACGAAGACGAUCCGUAACUCUCUGAAUCCGGUCUGGAAUGAAACACUCACUUACGUCGGGAUCACAGAAGAGGACAUGCACAGGAAGACACUCAGGUUGACCGUGUGUGACGAGGACAAGUUGACUCACAAUGAGCUGAUUGGAGAAUCCAGAGUUCCUCUGAAACGAGUGAAACUCGAUCAGACGAAACAUUUCCACACCUGCCUGGAGCACCCGCCCCCGAUACCCUCUCCGACCGCCAUGGGCGAAGCCCUUCGUGGAAUAUCGUGUUACUUAAGAGAGUGGGAGAACGAGCAGCUGCACAGCCUGGAGGAGAGAGGUCGUCUUCUUCUCUCGCUACAAUUCCAGCCUCCUGUGGGUUUAGAGGAAACCAACGUAGGAGGAGGAGGAGGUGACCGGCGUCGCAGCGGGGGCCUCUGUGUGGGCGUGAGGCGCUGCGCUCAUCUGGCAGCAAUGGACGUCAACGGGUUCUCCGACCCCUACGUCAAAAUAUACCUGAAGCCUGAUUUACAAAAGAAAUCAAAACACAAAACGGCGGUGAUGAAGAAGACCCUCAACCCUGAAUUCAACGAGGAGUUCUUCUACGAGAUCUCCCUGCCGGAGCUGGCCCACAGGAUGCUGGAGGUGACUGUGUGGGACUACGACCUGGGACGCUCCAACGACUUCAUAGGCGGCGUCUGCCUGAGCUGUCGCUCGCAGGGCGACGGCCUCCGUCACUGGAUGGACUGCCUGAAGAACCAGGGCAGCCGGGUGGAGCGCUGGCACAUCCUGACCAAUGAGCUGCCCCGGACCCUCGGCCACGACUGACCCGCCGGCCUCCAGUGGUCAUGGGGAGCCUUUUAUUCCGGGGCGGACCGGAGUGGUGGAUGAGAGGGUUUUGUGGCAAGAGACGCCAUGACGGGCAGGGAGGGGGCGUGUCUUCAUCAUCUGCGCCCGUCUUUGGCACUCGAUUAGGGUGGAGCUCACCAAGAUCAAAGAGAAACCACAGACUUGUUCUCAAAAUGUAAUUGCAUGUUCUUUGUUCGUAAAACAAAGGAAACAGUUCUAUUUACGUCUCUGUUACAGUCAGAAUAGCAGCUAAAGUUUCUCUCUAUCAGUGAUGUUUCCAUUCGAUUGUCAGGAGAUUUUUUUUUAACCUGAACCUUUUGCAAAUGUGUAUUCUAGGUGAGUUUUGACUUCCAGCAUCAGAAGCCUCACCGACCAAAUAUAAUGCAUGAUUAUCCACGUAGUCACGACAAAAGACACACAAAGACCAGUUGGGGGAUCAGUAUUGAUUUAAAGUUUAUAUAUUGUGAUUAUAGUGUUGAUUUGCCCGUCUCUCAAACUUCUGUAUUUAUUUAUCACCCAAACGGUAGGAAAAGGUCAUGUUGUGCGUGGAGGUGGUAGAAGUCCACGUACAACAUGACUACGCAUCGGGCUUAACGUGCGUGAUGAUGGUGUCGUCUCCCUCUGAAGCUACAAGGGGAACCAGAAGGUUUUAACACCUUAGAGCCGUUAGCUAGUCCCACUUGCUGGGUUCCAUAUUCCCACCAUCAGCCAGCUGCGUGGAAGCCAGCAGUCCCUCUGAGCUUCAGUCAGAGCAGACGCCCAGACUUCAACCGCAGCGUCAGCCUUCGCUGAGAGAACUUCAUGGUACAAAACACACCGGGGCGCCAUUUUUGGGUUGUCUCUAAUUACGUAGUUUCCGUCUCACACUCCUACGACCGUUUUUUUUAUUGGACGCAAUAUUCAAACAGGAAUACAAACAUAUUUGUUGACCUCUUAUUCUUUAUUAAGGUCCCAUAAUCGAAGGGGCGGGACUUCACCUCUCCGGACACAUUGUAGCAACGUUGCCCGUUGCUAAGUCCCGAUUGGAUCUUUUCUGUCGCGGGGAGGGGCUUAGCCAAUCGUCAGAAGGUCUUAAACUCAUCAGCUUCCAUUUCUAACUUGCUCUGGCUAAACAUUUCUAUUGCACCCCUCGGUGAAAAAAUAAACGCAUCUUAUUGUUGCCAUGACGAUGCGGGUGAUGAUGUAUCAAGUGGUUCUUCCUGGAUGUUGCAUGAUGCAAUAUGUUGAUAUACUUCAUAUCUCUGUACUCCUGCUGCCUGUUUUCUUAUUCAAAGUGCAUCCAGGUGCGACUCUCUUUCUUCUACAGCGACUGAAUGUAGGAAUGUGUCUUUGUGUGCGACAUCGUUGUUUACACGGAUGUGUUUCCUGUUGCUAUCAGCUGUUUGUGUAUGAUGCAGCAAUAAAUAUGGAAUGCACAGAGGA